AUGAUCCUAGCCAACCAAAGGAAAAGAAUUAUCAGAGAUUCGAAGCAGGAAGUUCCUGGAGCCGUUGUGCACUGGUGCAGUCAUCGGGGCGGUGCUGCUGCUGUUGGCGGGGCGGCUGUCCGGCCGGCAGAGUGCGGGCGGGUUCGGCGCCGCCUCCGAACUCCCCGACGGGCCUUUGUCCGGGAUCCCCGGACCCUCGACAACCGCAACCAGGUACCGGCGGCAUCGCCUGUCGGCACGUCGCCUCGCCAGUACCGCGGCCCAUCGACUGCUCGUUCAGGCUGUGUGCAUCACCCAUUCAGCCGGGUCACGUCCGCAGGCACCGCACGCGAGUUGGAGAAUCAGGGUCGCGAAGACGCCUGCGCGUUCCCCGCCAUUUGGACGUCCGCAUGA
Purpureocillium takamizusanense is the source of this 393-nucleotide messenger RNA. RefSeq lists its product as uncharacterized. Lineage: Eukaryota; Fungi; Ascomycota; Sordariomycetes; Hypocreales; Ophiocordycipitaceae. The transcript has a single exon. The record is from RefSeq and is a predicted model, not a curated record. Bases 1 to 393 code for a protein of 130 amino acids.